Molecule: messenger RNA, 1368 nt
Organism: Macrosiphum euphorbiae (potato aphid)
Lineage: Eukaryota; Metazoa; Arthropoda; Insecta; Hemiptera; Aphididae
Source: the annotation of a GenBank genome assembly
AUGGGCAACGUAUUGCGGUUUAAAUGUAUAGACUGUGCGAACGCAGACCAACGGCAACGCAGAAAAAUUACUGUGCUCCUGGUUGGUUUGGACAACGCUGGAAAGACUUGUACCGUUAAAAGUAUUAUGAAAGAAAAGCAAAAAAAUAUUCUUUCUACUGUUGGAUUUUCGUCUUCCAAAUGUAAUUAUCACGACAACGCUAUAACUAUUUACGAUUUAGGUGGUCACAAACAAAUCAGAGAUAUAUGGAAGCAGUAUUUUGCUGAUGUACACGGUGUAAUAUUUGUGGUGGAUUCUUCGGAUCUUAGUCGGUUAGAUGAAUGUAAAGAGGUUUUUCAUAAUUUACUUGGGCAUGAAAAUAUUGCCGGAAAACCUGUGCUAUUAUUUGCCAAUAAGCAAGACAAACCAGGGGCGCUAGAUGAGUUGGACAUAGUAGAUCGAUUAAAUGUAGAAGCUGUAGUAAAUACAAAUAAGUGUCCAACACUUGUAGAAACAUGUACUGCUCUUCAUACGGCACCUAUUAAUUACUGUAGUUCUGCUUUUAUUGAUCCAAGCAUUGAUAGCGGAUUUAGUUGGCUGGUAUUACAUAUUGUAAGGCUAUAUGAUACGCUCAACCGUCGUGUCAUGGAAGACAUGGCACAGUAUAAAGCUCAAGUGGAUAAGAAGAUCGAAGAGUGGAAAAAAAAUCAACAGAAUUCAAACGACUCAUAUUUACUAUCGUUUAACGCACCGCACCGGAGGUCUACCAAACGCAAUCCGUUCAGGCGAAUUAACAAAGUCAUAGAUAGUUUUGAUUCAAAGUCAUCAAACCCGACGACUGAAAUGGGGAGUACAUCGUAUAUUAUACCACUCAGAAGUGAGUCCGAUGAUGAGUACGAACCACCUGAGCUUCAACCACAGCCUGAGCCAACUGCAUUCCGAAAUAAAGUCGCCCCGACAUUACAGACAAAAAUACAAGCAGAACCAAUGCCAUCGGUCAAAUCGCGAUCACCGCUUUUCAGGGCCAAGUCCAGAGAGUAUGAUAGGAAUUUGUCCGAAACCGUAACGACCACCGCUAAUACCACUACCGCCAUUACCACCAUUAGCUCGACUGAAAUGUUUAUUCAAAACGAAUCUGGCACAGCAAAAAUGAAACGAUCUAUUUUUAGUAAUAAGUCAAAUUCAGCUGGAGCUAGUGGUAGUGGUACCACCCGUCCGUUAAAACCUAAUCGGUCGUCUAGCGCGAAGUCAUUGAAGAAAAGUGAAUUGUCUAACAAACAAGAUGAUAAUUGUAGAUCGGAAAAUUUGUAUCCAAAUGAUGAAGAAGACGUGGUGGUUCAACAACCGGAUGUAUCAAACGCUAGUCCAGAAAUAAUAAGCCAUAUAUAA